This is a messenger RNA of Porites evermanni, 8950 nucleotides long. Lineage: Eukaryota; Metazoa; Cnidaria; Anthozoa; Scleractinia; Poritidae. The record is from the annotation of a GenBank genome assembly.
AUGGUGUCAAAGAUCUGGUUUACUGCAUUUCUCCUGCUAAAGGCCGUUAUCCAUUUCUCAGGUUUAAGAUAUUUCUUGUAGCAAACCUGUUCUUUAAAAGUUCUUUUCAAACAUUAAUUUUCUUUUUUUCUCCUUCUUUUAUCUUCAUUCAGAGGCCCAGGAAGCACCAGAAGGUAAGCUCUUUUUUAAAAAGAAAGUUCCUAUUUCUGUAGUACCUUAAAUGAUCUGUUGUGUGCUUAAAGUAGCCCUAAUGAAGAAAAAAGGGGAGAUUGGGAGUUUCAAGAAUAACUUAUUAUAAACGUCACUUAUUCUUUUUUUCAGGGAUAAGUUUGCUUUAAAUUUUUAUCAGCUUACUACAGCAUACAUUAGUUGUCUUCUAACUUGCAAAUUAUUGGGGGCAUAUUCCAUUUUCACCUCUCAAAGCCAGCGAGUUAGAGCUUUCCCCUUUUAGUGGGACUCUUUCAGAUUAGUUCAAUUACGAGUCAACAAGAAGUCUUGCAUUGAUCGAGUUUUGAGAAUUGCAUGCCUUGCAUACAUGCGAGUCAGUGGUACUAACUGAAACGUAUUUAAUAGAUUUGUAUUUGGCAGUUUUUUUGGCGCCAUUUUAACGCACAACGUUCCAUUCUUUUUCUCUUUUCACAAUUUUUCAAAAUAAAAUAACUAAAACCCUUCAUAUAAAAGAAAAAAGCUGAAAAUAUAAGAAAAUCCCUAUGGCAGCUCUAGGCCACCAUAGACGUGUUUUCUACUGUUUGACAAAUUAUGCGACUAUACGGUGCAGAAUUUUGUGGUCGGCAGUUCGAAUAGCGACGAUGGAACAUAAACAGAUCAAGAAAGAAGCGCGUAAAAGUUGAAAAUUAUCUAAAGGUUGUCGGCUCAGUUUGAUCCAGUUUCGUAGCUCAGUUUUUUAUGUAACACGAUCGAGUGCCUACUGAGCCCACAAGCGAGUUUGUAGAAAGAUAGCAGUUCAUCUGUCCCUUUUAUUUAUAGUUAGUAUAUGGAUAUUUUCGUGCUGUACCAGGAACAAUCUUCCAGUGUUUUCAGAUGUUUUACGGCAAAUGGUAGCAACGAGGAAACUAUACGGGAAUACUGCAACUGGAUCCUCUGACUAAUUUCGGAUCCAUAGUGAAUAGAACAGCGUAGAUCACUAACCGUUAAUCUGGAUUUGGAUUCUUCGGAUUUCAAAUCAGUCAGUGUAAAACGCAGACUGCGGACUGCAGACUGCAGACUGCGGACCAGGGGUAAAAUGCAGACUGAGUGUAAAAUGCAGACUGAGAGUAAAACGCAGGCUGGGUGCAAAAUGCAGAAUAAAGACUAUAGACAUUUUUAAACAUUUGUGCUCCUUCUUCUCCAAGUCGGUGAAAUAGCUAGCCGGUAUCAGUUACACACUUCGCUUCCUAGUCGAAGUGCAUUGCACAUUCCCCAGAAGUUUCAAUGAAAAUCCAAACAGCUUAAGUCUGCGUACCUUGAUUUGCAAUACUUUCAUAGAAGGUCAUCCAAAUUUCCUGCAGAAUAUCUUUCUUUGUUGUUGGAAUGAUUUACUCCUUUUUUAUUGCCAUAAUUCUUCCUGUACAGUAUUUUGGGUCAGCAGCUUUCAUUUAAGAGUAAACAUCGUGGUGUUGUACCAGUUCACGGUCCCUGGUCACGUAUAUCGAAAACUUCGCAUCUAAAGUUGAAGCGUGAAGUCUCUCGGACGGAAAAAAGGUUCAAGAUUGCGAUGAUGUUUUCGGGUCAUCGACGACUUUCCAGAGAAGAAAGGAAUGGAUUUGUGCGAGCAGAUGUCGUUAAGUAAGUGUUCGUUUACAUGUAUUGGGGGGCUUUUUUUGCCCUUAAACCCUUCAACGACUACAGUUUAUGCUCGGUCUGCAUUUUACCCCAGUCUGCGUUUUACUCUUAGCCUGCAGUCUGCAUUUUACACUCAGUCUGCAUUUUACCCCUGGUCCGCAGUCUGCCGUCCGCAGUCCCGCAGUCUGCGUUUUACACUGACCGGAUUUCAAAUCCAAUGAAUCCUUUAAGGAUUCACCAGCUCAAAAAUCCGGAUUUGGAUUUGCCGAAAGGAACACAAAAUCUGUUUUAAGAUCUAAAAUUUCACCGAAAGGAACACACCCUAAGUAUAAAGUGCAAAUGCAUUUUUUUAAAUUAAAAUUUGCAUUCUUCCUGCGCCUGAUCGACUCCUCGUCCUUCAAAUGAACUGAUAUGAUUUAUCUGAUCACGCAACUGUCGAUCGUUACGACUGUUGUCAUCGUCGCUUUUAAGGCUUUGAAGCUCUUUUACUUCCAGUUGAGUAUUCUUUCGUACAUUCCCUCUUUAUUUGUGAGAUCUACGAAAGUGUAUUUUGAUCAGGGAUGGAGCGAAAUGAAGGAAAAACCACCUUCUUGAUAAUUCUCCCGUUCGGUUCGCAUCGGAAGUCUUUUUGAAUUUUAAUGACAUCUCCAUGUACCCAAGAAAAAAUUUUCGCCUCUGUCCCACUCCCUCCUCCCCGCCCAGAUAUUGGAACAGAGGACAAAGGGAAGUCUAUGGUGAUAGAAUUAAAUCUAGUAGGGGAGAGUAGGGAAUAAUGCGUUUAAUUAACAAUUAAUGAAUGAGGCUAAGUAUCUGGAGAUCGAGGAGGGUGUUAUCGGAUAACACCCUCCGAGAUCUUCAUAAUUCUUCAUAUGAUACGAAAGCCGAAUUCAAUAAUUGUUACAUUAUUCAUUCAAAAUAAUUCCUAAUCUAAAAACGUGGCUAAAACAUGCUUACCUCCAUCGAUCCAUCGAUGUUAAGUUCAUCUUCGUUAGUGAACGUUUAGGGUUGUUCAGCUCUGCAAAUAUUCUCCAAAUAGCAGAUGUUGCUCUUCGAGUUGUAUUCUUGCUGUUCUUGGCAUGUUUUUAGCCAUUAUUUCGCCUAGUUCUUACUCUUGAAACGAGUGAAAUGUCCGCCAUUUUUGUUUCCACAACCAAAACAACUCAACUUCGUCCACAGGUCUUCUCGGUAAACGGUUCAUAACCUGCAAAAACGCUGCAUUUUUGACGUCAUUUCCUCCCUAAACACAAAAUUCUUCCAAAUUUGGUCAUUAGUAACUGGUUAUGGUGAAUUAUGCGUGUGCUUUUAGCCAAUCAGAAUCGAGGAAUUAUUUUGAAUGAAUAAUAAUCCCUGUUUAAUGCAUAAAUUCAUUAUUAUCGAGUGAGUGGGUGAGUGAGUGAGUGAAUUUUUGGUACAUACCCAUACCUAUAGCCUAUAGUAUGACGUCAUACCAUAGGGUAAAAAGACCAUGAACACUAGAAAUAUUUUGUGGAAUAUAAAGUUAUUCUGUGACAGGUGAAACAUCAACACCUUAAGGUGUUUCGAUACAGUUUUUCAGUGGCCAUACCGAUAUUUUUCAAUCGCCUUAAAAGUGGUGUUUUCCUUGUCCAAUCGCUAUAACAUUUUCACCAGUAUAUUGGCUAUGGAUUGAAAUUUGUGAAAAUGUAGUUUUAAGUAAAAUCGAUAUUACUAUGACAACAAUAAACAAACAACUUUGAAAUUGAUAAAAGCCCAAUUUUGUGUGAUCUAGACCUGCUACUGAAAAUCCAACACUUGGAACUUAAAGUCUGGUGUUCAGCAAACAAUCUCCGUAGGAAGCAAAAAAUUCUGUAUGUUUGAAUUCGACUAAAACGAAAAUAUAUUUCAAACCUUAAAUUUUCAAUAGCCGUGAUAGAUUAUUUAAUAAAAACGUUAUAAAUGACUCAAAUUAUUCUUAAGUAGCGUCAGAAUGCUGCUUAAUAUCAUUUUUUGAUGCUGGGAAAUUUUGGUUUACUUUCGUUGUUGCGAUCUUGAAAACUAACCCGUUUUCUCACCACCUGUAUAAGUGCAACUUCAUUCAGAAUUUGGACUUUUAGCGCUUUCUUGUAUAUCUCCGAAACGACUCGAGCGAAUUUUUUUGAAAUCUGUUCACAUAAUUGUCAUAAUGUUUAUAAAAAUGUUUGAGACUUUUAUUAAGAUUGAUUCACUGCAACACCUUAAAAUUUCACGACAAACCUAUCCUACGAACCGGUCAAAAUUCUGCGUCACAACAUUCACUGUUUUGACGUUAUGCUAAUUUUUCCAAAAUAAUGGGCACUAUACAUACCUCCAUGACUAGUACAUUUUAGUUUGAAUUUAUCGCAUCUUUUGGAUGUAAAACAUUGACAAUACUCACACUGAAAUGUACUAGUCAUAUAUCUAUUGUCCUCAUUAAUUUGGAAAAAUUCUUGGGUUGCACGUGACGUCACCAAAAAUCAAACUAAGAAACUAUCGAUUCUUCUGAGUUUCUACUUUCACGAGGUAUUACAGUACCUAAACACCUUUACACGAACAAAUUUUUGGUUCGAAAGGGUUCUUCGUUUUGCGAGAGAGGACGCUUGAAUUUCCAAGCUUUCGCGUGACGCGGCAUUUAGCUGGCGGCCGGGAAAGCUCUUAUGUGGGUUAAAAACGUUACCGAUUUUGGGAGAUUUUGCAAUCUAAACAUUCCUUGUCUCAGAAUAAAUAUUACUGUAAUCUUUAUGAGUUCCUCAAGCGAAGAAUUCACGCAUUAGUAGGAAAACUCGAAAACAGAUGUUUCUGUUGGUAUCCGGCGGCCAUAUUGGUGUUCCUGAACGGGACACCAACAUGGCGUUUCCAUACAAAGGUUUAUAAAUUUAGGUAAACCGUUUUUCCCAAUAUCUCGCAUUUGAAAUAUUUCACAGACUUGAUUCUUGGCAAGGGUUUUUGUAUAUUUAUCUUUUUUCAUUUCCCAGAUUCUAGUCCUUCUGUAUUGAAUGGUUGGCAUCUUUAUUUUUCAUUUCGUGACAGUGCAAGCCGAGAAUUAGCAUAACGUCAAAACGGUGCAUGUUGUAGCGCGGAUUUUUGACCGGUUCUUAGCACAGGUUUGUCUUGAAAUUUCAAGGUGUUGCAGUGAAUCAAUCUCACUGCUAAAUUUUCACAAAUUUCAAUCCAUAGCCAAUUACUGGUGAAAAUGUUAUAGCGAUUGGACAAGGACAAAACCACUUUUAAGCCGAUUGAAAAAUAUCGGUAUUGCCUCUGAAAAACUGUAUCGAAACACCUUAAGUAGCUACGGUGAUGAGUUUAUGGUGAGUGAAGCUUCUCUUAAUGAUAUUGUUUUUGCUUUAUUGCGACACUUAGUGUAAAAUCCUUUUUUAUCCUUUUUUUUCCUUUUUUUCUCAGUGGAAGGUCCUGAAAUCGAAGGUAAACGUAAAGAUACAUCUAUGUAAUCUUACUGGUAACCAAGGAACAUCGCAAAAUUCAGUUCUAAACGUAUAUUUCGGGUUUCAAAAAUGAUUUACUGUCAAUCUUCCCUUCGUUGAGCUACACUAAGUAGUACCAUACUAUAAGCAAUUAACUGAUUUAAUACCAGGCCUUCGUCUUGUCAAAAUUUAAGUCUGCAGGCAUUUUCGAAAAGGAUUUCACUUAGUGAUUUUUGUAGCUUUUUAAACCAUUUGCACACUUUGUGGAGACUCGAGUAUUCCUUAGCACAUUUUGUUAAUACGUUACUAUGUGGCUUACUUAUGGAGCUGCUGCGCGCGCCAAAACUCUGGUAUUACAUCGUAUCCAUUCUUUGCAGGUCCAGAGAAUGGAACCUCAGCAUUUUUCAACUUGCCGGGUAUGUGAUAUCCGAAUAAUUUUUUUUGUGUUACAUAUGUCUGAGACCUAUAUUCAUUUGCACACAUCCAAGUCUUUGUAUAACAGAGGUGCAUAUAAUUAGCGAACUUAAGUCACGGACGGCAAGUCGAAGUUAAAAGUUCUCAUUCCUGGUGCUCAGUACAGUAUUUUAGUCAUCACAUUGACGUCAUAGCACGCUAGAACUAGUUCCAUUCCUUUUCCGGUUGCUGUCUGCGUCUCAAAAAAGUGGCUACGUAAGUUCGCCAUUGUUUAGAAUCUGAACCUUAUAACGUAGGUCAUAAGCUUCUCUUAGAAAACAUAAUCAUAAAAUGAUUCAAAUGAGAGAGCGGAAGAUUUGAAUUACUAAUUUUAGGGAAAACGUUGAAGGCAUGAGAUGACUUUUCAUCUCAGUUCGAGCCGUAAAGGAGGAAACACGGAACGCAGAUAGAUACUAGCCUGAGAAAACAGCCGACAUUUCCCCGCGGAAUGACGUCUGAGAAACGAGCGGAGAAAUUCCAUACUGAUGACCCGUCACUACCCAGAACUGGGUAGUGUUGAUUGCUGAUUGAUCGUGCUUCUUAGUCGUGCCGCGUGGGAAAUUCGAUUCAACCAAUCAGAAGUACUACCCAGAUCUGGGUAGUGACGAGUCAUCAGUAUGGAGUUCCUGCGCUGUUUCUCAGACGUCAUUUGCCGGGAAAACCAGUGGUAGCGUCGCCAAAUGUUGGCUGUUUUCUCAGGCUUGAUAGAUACAUGUCAAUGAAUAUCAAAAAAGUGUAUUGCUAUUUAAAAUCGUUAAAACAGAAGUCUUACAUGGAGAGGUCUAAGAAAGCAUCAUUUAUUAAAGGAGACUGAAUCUAUAGUUACAAGCAAUUUACAAGUCGUCUUCUAUUUCCAUGUAGGAUGUGGCGUCCGCCCUUUUAGAGGCCUCGUGAUUGGUGGUGUCAACGCCACUGCCAACUCCUGGCCAUGGAUAAUUUCCCUCAGAAUAGGAGGACUUCACUCUUGUGGUGGCUCACUGAUCAGACCAAACUGGGUGCUUACUGCUGCACACUGCUUAUUUUACCCGAUAAUAAGUGAAUACAGGGUUGUUGUCGGUAAGGAAGGGGAAAAACUAAACAUUUUGUUCAUGAGUAAUGUACUCUUGCAAAACUGCAAAAUGCUAACCCUAAUAAAUUCUUUAUAUAAAAAAAAUNGCUGAUUGAUCGUGCUUCUUAGUCGUGCCGCGUGGGAAAUUCGAUUCAACCAAUCAGAAGUACUACCCAGAUCUGGGUAGUGACGAGUCAUCAGUAUGGAGUUCCUGCGCUGUUUCUCAGACGUCAUUUGCCGGGAAAACCAGUGGUAGCGUCGCCAAAUGUCGGCUGUUUUCUCAGGCUUGAUAGAUACAUGUCAAUGAAUAUCAAAAAAGUGUAUUGCUAUUUAAAAUCGUUAAAACAGAAGUCUUACAUGGAGAGGUCUAAGAAAGCAUCAUUUAUUAAAGGAGACUGAAUCUAUAGUUACAAGCAAUUUACAAGUCGUCUUCUAUUUCCAUGUAGGAUGUGGCGUCCGCCCUUUUAGAGGCCUCGUGAUUGGUGGUGUCAACGCCACUGCCAACUCCUGGCCAUGGAUAAUUUCCCUCAGAAUAGGAGGACUUCACUCUUGUGGUGGCUCACUGAUCAGACCAAACUGGGUGCUUACUGCUGCACACUGCUUAUUUUACCCGAUAAUAAGUGAAUACAGGGUUGUUGUCGGUAAGGAAGGGGAAAAACUAAACAUUUUGUUCAUGAGUAAUGUACUCUUGCAAAACUGCAAAAUGCUAACCCUAAUAAAUUCUUUAUAUAAAAAAAAUAAAGGCACCUUUUCCAGUCAAUCUAAAACAGCCUUGACCUUUCACUUCUUCCCCCUCCCCCUUGCAUAAUGAUCUUCUCAUAACCUUAAAGGUAAUCCCCUUCGGGGCGGAUACCAAGUAUUAAUACACGGUUGUUGUAGGAAAGGAGGGAGAAAAGUUAAUGUCUUGUUCACUGGUAUUGUACAUUAAAAUUGCAAAACCUCAAACUGCUGACUCCCUUGUAAAUUCUUUAAAAGAGGUUUAGCCCCCUCCAUCCAACCAAUCUUAAAGAGCCUUGAUCCUCCACUUCUCUUUCCUGUUGUUUUUUGAUAGUAUUGUAGUUUUUACAUUUUUUUUAACGACCUAUGACUUAGGCCUGCAGUAAUUGGCGCUCGCUGUUGCGGUGUCCCCGCCUGUACUCCUGUAAAUAUAUGUACACUUUUUUUUGUAGUGUCAUUUAUCUUAUUCUUUGGGAAAGUUAAUGAAAUAAAAAUAAAAUAAAAAUAAAACCCCUAUAUGGAACUUUUCUCGACCUUAAAGAGGUAAUACCCCUUGCCACCGUUCUUUUCAAUGUCACGCAACGGAAGAAGCGUUGUGUGACACUCCUGAAAAAGGAUGGCGAAGGAGACCCUCGCAGAGGGCGGCUCACGAGGAAAGAAAAAGUAUGAAACGCAUUUGCCUUCUUGCAGGCGCACAUUCCUUGUCCGGUUCAACGCCUGUUCAAGAAGUAUUCACGGUCAAAAGGAUUAUUACGCAUCCUGACUUUAGUUUGAACACAUUACAAAAUGACAUUGCUCUAGUGGAGUUAAAUGGGAAUGUCACUCUGAGCAUGAAGGUGAACCUGGCCUGUCUGCCGCCACAGGGAUCUAGAAUUCCACCAGGAAGACUAUGUGUAAUUACAGGUAAAUAUCCCUCACUCUAUCAGGCUUUGUUCUAUUAAUAGAGCGCUUUUCGAUUGAGUGUCGUACAACCAAAACCCAAUUAAAACUAAAGUAAUCACUAUACGUCUAUACGGCCAAUCAGAAGGAAGGAAAAUACCCGUAAGAGCCGAAGAGAACUCGAAGUAAAUAUAAGCACACUGCGUAAAGCGCGGGAAAACUUAAGUGAUCAAGUGGUGAUUGGUUUUAGUUUGGCAUUUGAUUGGUUGAGAGGGUGGCGCGAGUAUUCUGAACCAAUCACAGAGCAAAGUAAAGCAAAACUGAAGCAGAAUCGGAUUACUUUCGACACUCAGCAGAAAAUUGCUCUGUAAAGAUGAACAAAUUCCGUGCUUCUUUGGAAAAUACAACUCAUCACAGUUACCAAAUGAAUCUUUUAGGCUGGGGACGAACCACUCCAUCUGGACCUUCGGCUGACAUUCUUCAGCAAGCAACUCUGCCUGUUGGUAGUCAAAGUGAUUGCAGCAUACGUAAUGGCGCAAUAGUUCCUAUCGAUGAGAGGUCAAUGUUAUGUGCUGGAGGUCAAGGAACCAGUGGUGGUUGCAAUGUACGCGAAGUAGAUACAAGAAAGUAUCAAGCGCUUGAUACUCUCUUAAUUGAUAGACCAAAUUUCAAUUGA